This is a messenger RNA of Malus domestica (apple), 2095 nucleotides long. RefSeq names its product (R)-mandelonitrile lyase 3-like. NCBI's taxonomy places the organism in Eukaryota, Viridiplantae, Streptophyta, Magnoliopsida, Rosales, Rosaceae. Gene Ontology annotation, molecular function: flavin adenine dinucleotide binding; oxidoreductase activity, acting on CH-OH group of donors. The record is from RefSeq and is a predicted model, not a curated record.
CAUUCAGUAGCAUUCGGUUUCAAGAUUACGGAGAGUUAUUGAGAGAAGUUUGAGCUUGUUUUUUUCUUGAGGAUACAAGUGCUGCUUCCAUACAAAGUCCAUCUUUGUAUCCUGCAUGGGAGAAGUUUAUUAACAAAAUCCUAGAAGCACAUCUGAAAAAGAAAUUCUAGACUCAAUAUCUCGUCCGGGAGUACGUUCACCUUCCAGGAUUCAAAAAUGGUGAAAUCAAUGGUGUUUCGUGUGCUAUUGGUGUUGCAACUUUGUGUCCAUCUUCAAUCAGAGGUUCAAUCGUUGGCCACUCCUUCUGAGCAUGAUUUUAGCUACUCAAAAUCUGUGGUUAAUGCCACUGAUCUUCCACAAGAAGAAGUAUAUGACUACAUCGUAGUUGGAGGGGGUACCGCAGGGUGUCCAUUGGCAGCAACUUUAUCAUUGAACUAUUCGGUGCUCGUUUUAGAAAGGGGAAGUUUUCCUGCAUCAUAUCCGAAUGUCUUGACUCAAGAUGGGUUUAUUUAUAAUCUCCAGCAAGAAGAUGAUGGAGAGACACCAGUUCAAAGGGUCAUGUCAGAAGAUGGUAUUCCUACUGUUAGAGGAAGGAUCCUCGGCGGCACGAGCAUAAUCAAUGCUGGCGUUUACGCAAGAGCUAACAUUUCAUUCUUUAGUCAAUCAGGAGUUGAAUGGAACAUGGAUUUGGUUAAUGCAACAUAUGAGUGGAUCGAAGACACUAUUGUGUACAAGCCAAAUGCAUUCGCUUGGCAAACUAUUACACAACAAGCAUUUUUGGAGGCUGGUGUUUUACCAGACAAUGGAUUCAGUUUGGAUCACGUACUGGGAACUAGAAUCACGGGCUCAACUUUUGACAAUAAUGGAACGAGACAUGCAGCUGAUGAACUACUUAACAAAGGAGACCUAGACAACUUGCGAGUUGCGGUUCAUGCCAACGUAGAGAAGAUCCUCAUCUCUUCUACUUUUGAAUCAAAUUUGUCAGCAAGAGGAGUCAUAUUUAAGGAUUCUAAUGGGAUUUCUCAUCGGUCAUACGUACGCAAUCAAGGAGAAGUUAUAUUGAGUGCAGGGACAAUGGGGACUCCUCAACUUCUACUACUUAGUGGUGUUGGCCCGGAGUCCUACUUAUCAUCGCUUGGAAUCCCAGUUGUUAUUGACCAUCCUUACGUUGGUCAUUUUCUGUACGACAAUCCUCGUAAUUUCAUAAACAUUUUGCCCCCAAAUCCAGUUGAAGCCUCAAUUGUAACAGCUCUGGGCAUUAGAAACAAUUUCUGGCAAUGUUCUAUCUCGGGUGGGCCACUUACUGUUCCACCCUACAGUUUUUUCCCUAGUCAGUCUUACCCCCUACCAAAUUCGACUUUCCUUCACAUUCCUAACAAAGUUCCAGGACCUUUAUCUCAUGGUUCUCUCACGCUAAAUUCAUCUAAUGAUGUGACUGUUGGCCCAAACGUUGUAUUCAAUUACUAUUCCAAUGCCACAGACCUUGCUCAUUGUGUUAGCGGCAUGAAACAGUUCAGUGAUUUAUUAAGGACCGAUGCAUUUAAACCAUAUAAAACCGAAGAUUUGCCAGGUGUAGAAGGCUUCACCUUUUUAGGAGUUCCUUUUCCAAAUAACCAAACAGAUGAUGCACUCGAAACAUUUUGUCAUGAUUCACUGGCCUCAUAUUGGCAUUACCACGGUGGAUGCAUUGUUGGAAAGGUGGUUGACGGUGGUUUGCGUGUUAGUGGGAUCGAUGCAUUACGCGUUGUUGAUUCUUCCACAUUCCCUGUCACACCGGCGAGCCACCCUAUGGGCUUCUAUCUGAUGUUAGGCAGGUAUAUGGGUCUUCAAAUUCUGCAAGAGAGAUCACCUUGGAUUGGUAUAUCAUCCGCGUGAUUCAACAUUCAAACCGAUAUUUUCCUUAAUUAUGCACUAUCCUUUACUUUUCAAUGCCUUAAUAAUAAACCCAUUAGUUAUUGGGGAUUAUGGUUGGCUGCUCGAAAGGGACGUGUUCUUUCUAUGCACCGGGCUAUCUGUACCUCUUUAUUUCAUGUUUAACAUAUUUCUCUUUUAAUGUUGAGGUUAUCUAAUAAAAUUAGAUCUCUUGAGAUUUUGA